Molecule: messenger RNA, 2514 nt
Organism: Cotesia glomerata
Lineage: Eukaryota; Metazoa; Arthropoda; Insecta; Hymenoptera; Braconidae
Exons: 3
Coding region: 571-2514 (647 amino acids)
Molecular function (GO): nucleic acid binding
Source: RefSeq, a predicted model, not a curated record
UAUGAGGGUACAAUAAUUCUUGUCCUCGAGUUAUUGUAAACUGUACAUCGAUUCGAGCUCUGUUGGCCCACCGGAAGAAUAGUCAUGUUGUUGUCCUUGAACCUAUGUUAGUCCCACCACUUUUUCAGAAGCUUGACUAUAGCAGUUAGUUUCUGAAUUUCGACACGAACAGACGUAUUUGUGCAGUGAAAUUUACUUUGAAAAUUGUUUUAUAAUUUAUAAAAUGUCAUCAAGCGAAGCUAGUUCUUCUCAUGGAGAUGAAAACACUCCUGAUACAUCCUUACAUAGUGAUUUAUCGAAGCAACGGCUAAAAGAUGGAGUAGUGUAUUAUGAAGGUUUACUUCUUGAAAGUGAUUUAAUUGCAAAAACAUCUUCUGACACUCUAUCUAAAGAUGCUAUGUUGAUUGGUAGAGAAUUAUAUGAUAAUACGUUAGAUAUGUUAAAUAAAAAGAAGUUCGUAAGCGAUCAAGAAUUGAUUCAUGCUCAAGAAGAAUGCCCAGACGGAAAUUUUGAAGCAGUAGAAGAUAAUUCAGUUGAUGACUAUGUUCCAGAUGAAAAAAAAAACAAAAAAUGAUGGAUUAUAUUCCUCUGGAAUAUAAAAUUAAAGUUUUAACCAUAGCAAAAGCUCACCCUUCAUGGAAACCAGAGACAUUACAAAAAAAUGGAUGUAGUCAUUUGAAGAGAAUGGAUCAUUUGAAAGCAUGGGAAAAAGAUGUUGAACAUGAUGGAACUAAAUUUGAUAAAUAUCAUGUGAUUGAUUCUUGGACGUAUGACCGCUUCGUCGAGGCAAGACAAAAUUAUCAACAAGUGACUACACGAAAUUUGCAGCAAUGGGCUUUAGCUGCAGCCAGACAGUUUCCUAAUCUUCAAUUUACAGCGUCCGACCCAUGGGUAAAAAAAUUUAAACAAAGACACAACAUUCGUCAACGCAAAAUUACAAAAUUUGUAACAGAUAAAGAAGUUCACACCAUGCCAGAAAUUAUCGCCUCUGCAGAAAUGUUUCGCAUUCAAACAAAACAAUUGAUAUCUAACUUCGAUAGUGACUUUGUUAUUAAUACAGAUCAAACAGGAUGUCAAUACCAAUCAAUGUUUAAUAGGACACUGACGGAAAAAGGAAGCAAAACAGUGUUUGCAAAAGUACAAGACAUGACCAAGGUGUCACACUCAUAUACUGCACAAUAUAGCAUAACAUUAUCUGGAAAAUUACUACCACAUGUUUUUAUUUGUUUGCAAGAGCCUACAGGUGAUUUUGGGUCAAGAAUAAAGAAGAACGUAGAAGAAUAUUUAAAAAAAUACAAAAAUGUUAUUGUCACAUCAUCAAAAUCAGGAAAACUGACAACUACUCUCUAUAAAAAUUUUCUAGAGAAAUGUUUAAUGCCAUAUGUUCAAAAAAAUAAAUUUCUUUUAAUUAUUGACUCGUGGACAGGACAAGUGAAGCCAGAAUUAUAUGAUGAAAUAUUUCAGGAUGAUAAAAAAAUGCCUACAUGCACAUUUAAAGUUAUACCUCCAAAAUGUACUCCGUUAGUUCAACCAUGUGAUGUCUAUUUCUAUAGACAAGUGAAAAAUUUUAUCAAACGAUUGCAAAGUACCGCUGAACUUCUAGACAAGAAUUAUGAAAUUCAUUCCCGAGAGGAUUGCAUAAAAAUUCAUUCGAUUAUUCAUCACCAAUUGUCAGCGCCAAUAUUUCGAGACAUGAUGGAAUAUGCCUGGUUCGCCAGCGGGCUUUGUGACACAAGAAAUUUUUUUACUAAUGUCAAUGAUGGGUGUUUCUCAUUAGACCGUUUAAAAAUACCGUGUCAUUGUAAAAAAGUAGCAUUUAUUUGUUGUUCUUGGUGUAUAAAAACUUUUUGUUUUGAAUGUUUUUAUCAUAAGUAUCACUCAGGAUCAUGUAAUAAUAUCUCAUCAUACGGAACGAAACAAGAUCUGGACAAGCGUAUUGUAGUCCUGGAAAACAACUCUGUCAAGUUAGACCAGUUAAAAGAUCUUUGUGCAACUUUGCCCCAUAGCCCAGUGAAUGAUAGAAUUACUAAGCUUUGCAAUAGAGUUGAUUACCUGGAAAAAGAAAACAAAAAAACAAAAAUUUCAAUUGUUGGGCUUGCACUUUCUACCAACGACCAUGCGGAGGAGGUUAAACGCUUCUUAGCGGACAAAUUUAACAUCAACAUUCCCAAAAUCCACGUAACAGAAUAUUCCAAGCGGCUUAUUGUAGAUCUCUUCGAUAUCGGCCUGAAAACCCAAGUCCUCAAGGGAAAAAAAGACAAGCUACGCGGUACCAAAAUUUUUAUCGACCCGGACCGAACGACAAGAGAACGAACAAUAGAGUGGAGCAUGAGAAAGCUCACCAAGCAACUCGCAGAGGAGGGCAAAAAAUGUACCAGGAAAGGGAAUAACAUACUGCUUGAGGACAUAGCGUAUUCCUGGAGUGACGAUGCAAAUGCACUGAUUCCCCAGCCAAAGCGGUCACACCCUCAACCCCCGCGACGGGAACGACAAAUCAAUGCUCCAAAAAACUAA